Molecule: messenger RNA, 1792 nt
Organism: Cygnus atratus (black swan)
Lineage: Eukaryota; Metazoa; Chordata; Aves; Anseriformes; Anatidae
Gene: DCAKD
Product: dephospho-CoA kinase domain containing
Exons: 6
Coding region: 244-1029 (261 amino acids)
Biological process (GO): coenzyme A biosynthetic process
Molecular function (GO): dephospho-CoA kinase activity; ATP binding
Source: RefSeq, a predicted model, not a curated record
GGUCGUUCUCCUCCGCCGGCGGCCGCUGAGGCCUCGCCGGCGGCCGCCUCGCUGCUGUCUCACUGUCGUCCGCCAUCUUGAAACGGGGCCUCGGCGGCUGCCGCGCCCCCGCAACAACGCGCGCCGCGAUUGGGCGGCGGGCCGCGGGGAGCACGAUGUUCCUGGUCGGACUCUCGGGUGGAAUCGCGUCGGGGAAGAGCACGGUCGUGGCCGUACUCCGGGAACUGGGCUGUGCCGUGAUUGAUGCCGAUGUUAUUGCCAGAGAGGAGUUAUUUGUGCCUGAACGUGCUGAGAAAAAGCGCCUACGAGUAUCUCAGAUCAGAGGGAGUUCGGUCUGCGCUUCCGCCCGGCACACCUGCAUCUUGCUGCUCCGUUCGCCUCGCUACAGCGAAGACCCAGAAACCCAGAUCUGUCGCACCAGUGGGCCUGGAGCAGACCCCGCUCUCCCCAGUGGUGCAGCCCCGCUUGAAGGCCUAUCAGCAGAUAGUGCGUUGCUUCGGCACCGGGAUCCUCUUGGAGAGCGGCGAGAUAAAUCGCGAGGCUCUAGGAAACAUUAUCUUCUCCCACCCGGAGAAACGGCGGCUGCUGAACGCCAUCACCCACCCCGAGAUCCAGAAGGAGAUGCUGAAGCAGGUCUUGAAGUACUUUGUGCUGGGCUACCGCUAUGUGAUCCUCGACAUCCCCCUGCUCUUUGAGACCAACAGGCUGACGAAGUUUAUGAAGCACACCGUCUUGGUUUACUGCGACCCGCAGACUCAGCUGUCGCGGCUGAUGAAGAGGAACGGGCUGUGCCAGGCCGAGGCCGAAGCCCGCGUCGCCUCCCAGCUGCCGCUGGACGAGAAGCGCAAACUGGCGAGCCACGUCAUCGACAACUCUGGGGACCGCGAGAGCACGCGCCGGCAGGUCCUGAGGCUGCACGCCCGGCUGGAGGAUUCCCUGGACUUCCUCUGGGCACGGCUGGCGGUGGGAGCGGCUGUGGCUGGCCUUGGAGGGCUGGUGUACCUCCUCCUCCGGCACUUCAUCUCUUAAGCCACCUUUUUUAGGGGCAUUUUUUUUUUUUUGUCUUUGAAGGGCCUGGAUUUCCAGGUUUGAAAAGGGCAGCGAAAGGCCACCUGUUUUAAUGAGCUUUGCCAGCUGAAUGCAGACAGGGGGGUGAGGCGUCUCCUUGCAGCCUUCCCAAGGUGAAUACGAGUUUUCUUCCAGCACCGUCUCCCGUCUCCUUUCUUUAAGUUCCUGCUCAGGUAGUUGCCCUCCAGCUGUCUGUGGGGCGGGAUGGCUGCCCCUGGAGGGGAUGAGGCCCUUGUUUUCCCCCUUGUGGGCCUGAAUGGUGGGACUUAGCCUGCUGUGAAUUCAGGCACUUCAGUGCCUCCUGGGGCAGUCGUGGGGGCUCUCAGUUCCUGAGGCUGCUACCAGGUGUCCCCAGGUUGUUCCCCUCCUAGUGCACAGCCCCAGCUAAUCGGAAUUUAGGUGUGGGAUUUCCCCUUAUUUCGUGUUAAAUGCGUCCACGCACGUGGGAUAGGUGCUCAGCUGGCUGCUCAUGGUCCCUCCCGCCCCGUAUUUCUGCAACGUAAAUUAUCCUGUGGUCAUUACUUGUGGGUCACCCCUGCCGAAGGGGGGUGAUGCUGAGGGGCUGAUGCAUCCCUGCAGGGGGCUGAGAGCUGGGACCUGCCUCGGGAAACGCGAUUGCUGCUGUUGGAGUUCGCCUUCAGCGGCUCCCUGGGGGGGAGAGCACGAAUCUGGGCAAAGCGGGUGCGGGUUCUUGGCGUUUGUUUUAAUAAAGCACCGAACAGCA